AUGGAGGUUCCUCUUGUUAACUUUGAGAACGUGGACGACGUGGGCAUCAACCUGGGGGACCCCAGUGACUCCGGCUACCCGACGUCGCCCACGUCAGAAGCCCCUGAUCACGACUUGUCUGCCCCUUGCCCGGCGACCCCUCGUCCCUCGCCGCUCAGGGGGCGUCGAGGGUCGCCGUCCACCCCGCCCACCUCCAAGGCCACGUCCAGCAGCUGCAGCUUGAUCUCCAAUCUGAAGCUGCUGGUGAGCGGUGAGUCUGCGUCCGACAGCGUCUUCAGCAGGUUGCCCAAGGAAUAUUACGACAACCAGGACUUCUUGGAGAAGAACUGUGUGGAAGACAAAGACCAGAAGGUGGUCAUCAACAUUUCGGGCCUGAUGUUCGAGACCCAACUGAGCACACUCAGUCGCUUCCCGGAGACGCUGCUGGGUGACCCCACUAAGAGGAUGAGCCACUUCGACCCGAUGAGGAACGAGUAUUUCUUCGACCGCAACCGUCCGUCCUUCGAUGGCAUCCUCUACUUCUACCAGUCAGGCGGGAGGAUCCGCCGGCCCGCCAACGUUCCCUUGGAUGUUUUUGCCAGUGAAAUGGUCUUCUACGAGCUCGGCCACGAAGCCAUGGAGCAGUUCCGAGAAGAUGAAGGCUUCAUCAAAGAGCCGGAGGUUCUUCUGCCCACCAAUGAACUCCAGAGACAGUUCUGGCUCCUCUUUGAGUACCCGGAGAGCUCCAGCUCUGCCAAAUCUGUGGCUUUGAUCUCUGUGUUUGUCAUUAUCAUCUCCAUUGUCAUCUUUUGUCUGGAAACCCUUCCAGAGUUCAGAGAGGACCACGACUCGUCACUGGGAGUGGACCAGCUCAUGAAUGGGACUGGAGAAGGUUCUAGUCCUCAUCCCAACACCAAGAAUGCCCUGGCCUACCUGACAGAUCCCUUCUUUAUAGUGGAGACCAUCUGCAUCAUCUGGUUCUGCUUUGAAGCAGGUGUCCGUUUUGUGGUGUGUCCCAGCAAGAGCGACUUCUUCAACAACAUGAUGAACAUUAUCGACAUGGUCUCCAUCAUUCCCUACUUCAUCACUUUGGGAACGGAGCUGGCCACCACUCCUGACGACGACACCAACUCCAGUCAGAACAUGUCCCUGGCCAUCCUGAGGAUCAUCCGCCUGGUCCGAGUCUUCCGCAUCUUCAAGCUCUCGCGUCACUCCAAGGGUCUCCAGAUCCUGGGCCAGACCCUCAAGGCCAGCAUGCGAGAACUGGGGCUGCUCAUCUUCUUCCUCUUCAUCGGCGUCAUCCUCUUCUCCAGCGCCAUCUUCUUCGCCGAGGUGGACGAGCCCCAGACGCAGUUUGUCAGCAUCCCCGACGGCUUCUGGUGGGCCGUGGUCACCAUGACCACCGUGGGCUAUGGCGACAUGUGCCCCAUCACCAUGGGGGGCAAGAUGGUGGGCACACUGUGCGCCAUCGCGGGUGUGCUGACCAUCGCCCUGCCCGUGCCCGUCAUCGUCUCCAACUUCAACUACUUCUACCACCGCGAGACGGAGCAGGAGGAGAAGCAGAUGAUCGACGCCGCCACCCGAGCGGCGCAGAAGACCUCGCCAGCCAACAAAUAUGGCGGCAGCUCGUCUUCGCUGUACAAAAGUAACGAGACCUGGCAGAGCGAGAAAAAGAGUUUUCAAUAA
Messenger RNA from Nerophis lumbriciformis (worm pipefish), 1665 nucleotides. Its product is annotated as potassium voltage-gated channel subfamily A member 10. Gene Ontology annotation, biological process: protein homooligomerization; action potential; potassium ion transmembrane transport. Gene Ontology annotation, molecular function: delayed rectifier potassium channel activity; protein binding. Gene Ontology annotation, cellular component: voltage-gated potassium channel complex; membrane. The record is from RefSeq and is a predicted model, not a curated record. Lineage: Eukaryota; Metazoa; Chordata; Actinopteri; Syngnathiformes; Syngnathidae.